AUGUUGGAAAAUUAUGGAAACAUGGUAUCCCUUGGAUUUUCAUUUCCUAAACCUCCUUUGAUCUCCCAUCUGGAGCGAGAAGCUGAGCCAUGUGUUCAGGAUCUACAGUACGGGAGGUUCCUGAGCUGCUCCUUCCCAGUACCAACAGGCAGGAUAUGGCCUGGGAGUGAGAAGGCACCUUCAGAACAAGAGGUAUUUGAAAACAGAGAAGUCUUCUGGGUGAAAUGUAACAGUCUUCUAAAUAUUGUUUCCCAGGAUCCUGAGGUUAGAGAGGUUUGUAUGCAGGAUGUCAAACUAGAAAAUCAAUGGGAAACAUUCGUAAGGGGAGAACUGAGAGAAGUGAGAGAAGGCUCUACGGAAGUGACCUUCAAAAAGGAAAAGAACCAGAAGGUACUUAAAAAAAUCUUUAAUUCAAACUCAAAACAUAUUUCAUAUAAUAGAGUGUUUACAAAGCAAAAACUUUAUGAAUAUGCGAAAUGUGACAAAAAAUUCAGCUGGCAUUCAGACCUAAUUCUCCAUGAUCAAAUUCAUUCUGGUGAGAAAUCCCAUGUCUGUAAAGAGUGUGGGAAAGCUUUCAAGACCAGAAAUCAAUUUUCUGUACACMACAUAAUCCACACAGGGGAGAAACCUUUUAACUGUACACACUGUGGGAAAGCCUUCAACAGCAGAUCAGCUCUUUGCAGACAUAAAAAAAUCCACAGUGAAGAGAAGCUUUAUGAGUGCCAGGACUGUGGGAAGGCCUUCAAGACCAGGACACGUCUCAGUGUGCAUCAGAUAGUCCACACUGGGGAGAAGCCUUACAAAUGUAAUGACUGUGGAAAGGACUUCCAGUUUAAGCAUUCCCUUAUUGCCCAUGGCAGAAUCCAUACUGGGGAGAAACCAUAUGAAUGUGAGGAGUGUGGGAAGGCUUUCAGGGGGAGUUCAGAUCUCACCAAACACAAAAGAGUCCACACUGGGGAGCGACCUUAUGAGUGCAACAAGUGUGGGAGGGCCUUCAGUCAAAGCUCAGACCUAAGCAAACACAGAAGAGUCCACACUCAGGAGAAACAUUUUGGGUGCCCUCAGUGUGGAAAAGCCUUUAGUAUCAAGGCAGAUUUCAGGAAGCAUAGAAGAAUCCACAAUGAGGAGAAACCUUACAAGUGUGAGAAGUGUGGAAAAGCCUUCCGUCAUAACUGUAAUCGCAGGGCUCAUGAACUAGAACACACAGGGAAGAAGCCCUAUCCAUGUGGAGAUUGUGGGAAAACUUUCCAGGAUAGGCACUGCCUUACCAUCCAUCAAAGAAUCCACACUGGAGAGAAACCUUAUAAAUGUUUGGAAUGUGGCAAAGCUUUCAGUGGAAAGUCAAACUUGACCAAUCAUCAGAGAAUUCACACUGGAGAGAGACCCUACACAUGUGAGAUUUGUGGAAAGGCCUUUCAUCAUAAUUCAGUACUGAAGCAACACAAAAGAAUCCACACUGGUGAAAAGCCAUAUACAUGCUAUGAGUGUGGCACAUCUUUCCGUCAGUACUCAGCUUUAACUGGACAUAAGCGACUUCAUACUGGAGAGAAACCUUAUGAAUGUGAGGAGUGUGGCAAAGCUUUCAGGGUGAGCUCCAAUCUUACUGGACAUAAGAAAAGAAAACAUUUGAGUAUGGAGAAGCCAUGA
Messenger RNA from Urocitellus parryii (Arctic ground squirrel), 1647 nucleotides. RefSeq lists its product as uncharacterized. Gene Ontology annotation, biological process: regulation of DNA-templated transcription. Lineage: Eukaryota; Metazoa; Chordata; Mammalia; Rodentia; Sciuridae. The record is from RefSeq and is a predicted model, not a curated record.